ACAUAAACCCCCCGCGUGCUCCCUGCGGCCUGACAGCAUGGCUUACUGCGAGGAGCACGCGGACACAUACCUGCACCCGCCCAGGUACCGGAAGUACAAGAGCUUUCUCGCGCACUAUGGAGACGCCGCGGACGCCUUCAACAACCAGCAGCGCGCGCAGCUGCGGGCCCUCCUGGCGCAGAUCAACCCCUCUCUGGCCCCGCGCCUCCGGAGGUUCAACACGCGGGACGCGGCCGUGCAGGUGAACCCGCGCCGGGACGCCGCGGUGCAGUGUGGGAUCGGCACGCGCACCCUGGCCCGCGCGGGGGACGCCGGGGUCGCUGGGGUCGCUGGGGUGAGGUACCCGCGCACACUCGCUGUUUACUCCCCCGUGGCCUUCAGGAGCGUCACGUGCUUCCUGGGGGAGGAGGAGGUUGGGGAACCGGAGGAGAGAACCGGAGAACCUCGAAAGAAAACCAGAACCAGAACCAAAGAUCCAGAGGGAGGGGAGGAGGAGCACGAGGAGCAGCAGGAGGCGAAGCGCAAGGCGCGCGUGAAGUUCCAGUUCCUGGAGCAGAAGUACGGGUACUACCACUGCAGAGAGUGUAACCUGCGGUGGGAGAGCGCCUAUGUGUGGUGCGUUCAGGGAACCAGCAAGGUUUAUUUCAAACAGUUCUGCAGAAAAUGCCAGAAGUCCUUCAACCCGUACCGAGUCGAGGACAUCACGUGUCACAUGUGCAACAAGGCGCGCUGCUGCUGCUCGGAGACGCAGCGCCACGUGGACCCGAAGCGUCCGCACCGCCAGGAUCUGUGCGGGCGCUGCAGAGGGAAGCGUCUGUCCUGCGAGAGCACCUUCAGCUUCAAGUACAUCCUGUAGCUCGGCUGUAGCUCGGCUGUAGCUCGGCUGUAGCUCGGCUGUAGCUCGGCUGUAGCUCGGCUGUAGCUCGGCUGUAGCCCGGCUGUGACCCCCCUCUGACCCCCCCGUAUCACUUCCUGUCAGCCCCCCCCCAGCCACUGUACCUGCAGAUCUGCAGCGAUGGCAUUUUUGGAUGCGGAACAUUAAUUAGUCGUUUCAAACUUUAUUUAAUGCCUGUUUUGUGUUUGAUAUUAACGGUAAGCGUUACAGUUGCUAUUGUAAUAAACGGCUACCUGCA
Trematomus bernacchii (emerald rockcod) is the source of this 1133-nucleotide messenger RNA. RefSeq names its product zygote arrest 1 (gene zar1). Gene Ontology annotation, cellular component: cytoplasm. The record is from RefSeq and is a predicted model, not a curated record. The transcript is spliced from 4 exons. Gene Ontology annotation, biological process: translation. Bases 38 to 856 code for a protein of 272 amino acids. Lineage: Eukaryota; Metazoa; Chordata; Actinopteri; Perciformes; Nototheniidae. Gene Ontology annotation, molecular function: mRNA base-pairing post-transcriptional repressor activity.